Culex quinquefasciatus (southern house mosquito) is the source of this 587-nucleotide messenger RNA. RefSeq names its product U7 snRNA-associated Sm-like protein LSm10 (gene Lsm10). Gene Ontology annotation, biological process: mRNA 3'-end processing by stem-loop binding and cleavage. Gene Ontology annotation, molecular function: histone pre-mRNA DCP binding; U7 snRNA binding. The transcript has 3 exons. Lineage: Eukaryota; Metazoa; Arthropoda; Insecta; Diptera; Culicidae. The record is from RefSeq and is a predicted model, not a curated record. Gene Ontology annotation, cellular component: cytoplasmic U snRNP body; nuclear body. Bases 106 to 513 code for a protein of 135 amino acids.
AAAAAAGAAAAGGCGCAAACCAAAAUAAACAAAUUUCGUGCUAACAAGUUUUGAUAUACUUUAUUUAAGUUUUCUAGUGAACAUUCUAAUAGUUUUGGUCUCAAAAUGAGUCGCAUGACUGACAAGAAGGAGCGGUACAACUCGUUCAACGAUUUGACCGCCCUGACGCAGUGCCUGGUGAAUCGAAACAUUCUGAUCGAUCUGCGGAACGAAACUUCGGUCGCCGGCAAAAUCACCAACGUCGAUGGGUUUAUGAACAUUUCCAUGGAAAAUGUAGUUUACAUCGACGAGCUGGGCAAACAGUUUAGGAUGGACGAGUUUAUGAUCUACCCGAGGUACAUUCGGUACAUUCACAUUCCGGAUGAGCUCGAAAUCAAACCAGUCCUGGAGCAACACUUUGCCAACCUAUCCGGAGCGCGCAAACAGCAACAGAAACCGGUACGAAGAACCUACAAAAUGAAACGAGCCCAGCAGAACCAGCUGGAAACAUUGGCGGAAAAUUAUCUACCUUAAGCUGGUUUAGAUCAUCAAUGCACUUUAUUUUCGUUAAAAUAUACAAUUUUUAAGACUGUUGCGGUGUACUUCUA